AUGGUGAUGUUUGCCAUAUCAAUCUUCGAUGUGGCGAGAGCGCGAUUGGCCGACCAUAUCGUACACUGGGGCUACCUCACAAACAAACAUGCCUACUACAGCGCCCUCUGUGAGGCCGAUGUCGCUAUCUCUACGGCGCAACACGAGUUCUUUGGCGUUGCGAUGUUGGAGGCUGUGUAUUGUGGCUGCUACCCGCUCUGCCCAAACAGGCUUGUCUACCCAGAGAUUUUUCCACGUGACUAUCUCUACAACACGCCGGCGCAGCUGCUGAAGACCCUGCGAAGAUUCUGCAAGUAUCCGAACAUAGUGCGGAAGCACAAGCUGCAGCCUACAGAUUCCGCCAUCAGCGUCCAGAUCCACCCGCUGAAGUUUCCGAGCGCACACGGGCCGGAGAUUCACUUCCCGAGCAAAGGUGCAAUACAUAUCGAUACGAUGAUAUUGGUUGAUAUUAUUUUAUGGAUUGGUAUUGGCAAGAUUGAAUAUAGAAAGUUCCCGUGUCCCGUACGAUAUAUGGUGGUUCACCUGUAUGCCGCCUGCUACUUGGAAUCGUAA
Molecule: messenger RNA, 552 nt
Organism: Priapulus caudatus
Lineage: Eukaryota; Metazoa; Priapulida; Priapulimorpha; Priapulimorphida; Priapulidae
Product: glycosyltransferase-like domain-containing protein 1
Exons: 6
Coding region: 1-552 (183 amino acids)
Molecular function (GO): glycosyltransferase activity
Source: RefSeq, a predicted model, not a curated record